AGUUUCUGUUUAGCUUUAGUGCCGUCGACAACGCGUGAUCUGCGCAAAUUUUGAAAAUGUCGCAGACUAGUACAUUUAAGUCUUGGCAAAACGAAAAACUUAAAAUUGAGAAUGAUGCUGUUACCGCACUUUCCGGAGCAUUCAAUGAAAAGGAUUUGAAAAAAUUCGAAGCUUGUCUACGAUCAGGGAAUGAACAACUGUUGCGCGUUUACAACCAAAUACCGGAUUCAAAAAAAAUAUCUGCUGAAGAAAAAGUUCGAAGGAAUCAUAAACUACUAGCAUUUUUUCGGAAUAUCUGUCGUUCGAAACAAAACAGCGAAAACCAGGAAGAACAUCCAAUGCUUUCAAACAGCAUAGAACCAACGUCAACCCAAACCUCAGAAGCCAACUCUUCACCAAAGCCUAAGUGGCAGCCUCUCAAAACUCCCGAAUGGAUGAAUGUGUACUACCUGCUCUAUCGGCUGCUUUCCCCUACGAUCAUCGUUCUUGCCACCUUAUGCUUGAUACACCAUAACAACGCAGUACUGUCCGUGUUGAUUUUGCUUUCCGGAAUCGACAACAUUAUACACUUCAAGCUGUUACCCUCGACCACGCUGUCUUCGUCGAUCAUAAUGCUGGAAACGGUCAGCCGUAGUCUGCUCAAGAGCCUGCUCUGUGUACGGAUUGAGCCUUCCCGGAUAGCCGAAUAAUUACAGUUUCACUGUUCAUUUCCAAAGUCAUUUAUUUUCUUCUCACCGGCCCUAGCAACUGCUCUUCUUUCUCUUUUCUUCCUACACCCAACUCUUCCUCACCUCUCCUCGUCGUGCCCGGCCUGCUGCGUUCGUCGCCGCGUGGUUGUCUGAUGAACCGGUUCCCUCCGGAUCACCUUCGGUUCAGCUGCCGCGGAAUGCCGGGUACAACCCGUCCUGGUUCUUCGGGGGUUCACCCGCAUGGCGGUGCGUGGUUUCAACGGCGGCUGCAGUCGGCGGCCAGCGGAACGUGGUUCUUGUUCGCCGGUGCGCAUGGUUGGCCAGCAGGACGUGGUUCUUGUCCGGCGGUCGCGGUCGGCGGCCAGCGGAACGUGGUUCUGUUCGCCGGUGCACGUGGUUGGCCAGCGGGACGUGGUUUUUGUCCGGCGGUUGCGGUCGGCGGCCAGCGGAACGUGGUUCUUGUUCGCCGGAUCCGAGUGUUGACCAGCAGCUUCACCAUACGUCGUCGACGGCACCACUUUUCCUCGCAGAAUCACCAGCGCCGGUUCCUGACGGUGGCGCCGAGCUUCCGCGGCCUCCCGCCGCUCUGGUGAACUCCUCCAACGGCGAUUUUUAGCAGCGCGAUCCGAUCAGAAAAGAAACCGCGUGAAAAACUUUUCCGCGAUGGUUGUUUGCGCGACGCGACCUUCUGCACGAACAGGCAGGGAAGAACUGAUCGAGCGAAGACGUGGAAGAAAGUAACCCACCAGCAGGCCAUGAUCUUCGCUCUCUCUUUUUUCUCUCCUACUCACACUCGAACAGGCCGGAAGCAGUGUGAGUGUAGUGGUGUCAUCUGCUGCUUGACGUUUCGCCGGGGCGACUUAGAGGUUGAGGUAUUGUUCGUUUCAAUUAAAUCUUACAUAAUAUAGUGGUUUUACAGAUUUACAUAUUAUUUUAACUAUUUGACCAAAUCAAAAACUACAAACGUUACACAAUCCUUGACAAAGAGCAGAGUUUUUUGUGAGCUCAGAAGGAACUCACAAAAAACUCUCUAGAAUCGCUUCCCAGAACAGCCGGUCGGAGACCCUCCUCAACUUACACUAAACUGAUACCCGCAAGCCCGAAGCUCACCAGAUCCAUGGCAAAUCUAAAACCAAAUCUAAACGACAGCAGAUCUGUCAAACACCAAAUAAUACGCCAUCUUGCAUGGCAAACACGUCUCCGGCUGACCUUCUUUUUUAUAACAAAAAUCUAAAACUUAUCACAAAUUUUUAACGUGAGUCUUUUUGUUGGGCGCCAGUGUACGGAUUGAGCCUUACCGAAUAGCCGAAUAAUUACAGUUUCACUGUUCUUUUCCAAAGUCAUUUAUUUUCUUCUCACCGGCCCUAGCAACUGCUCUUCUUUCUCUUUUCUUCCUACACCCAACUCUUCCUCACCUCUCCUCGUCGUGCCCGGCCUGCUGCGUUCGUCGCCGCGUGGUUGUCUGAUGAGCCGGUUCCCUCCGGAUCACCUUCGGUUCAGCUGCCGGGGAAUGCCGGGUACGACCCGUCCUGGUUCUUCGGGGGUUCACCCGCAUGGCGGCGCGUGGUUUCAACGGCGGCUGCAGUCGGAGUCCAGCGGAACGUGGAUCUUGUUCGCCGGUGCGCGUGGUUGGCCAGCGGGACGUGGUUCUUGUCCGGCGGUUGCAGUCGGCGGUCAGCGAAACGUGGUUCUUGUUCGCCGGUGCGCGUGGUUGGCCAGCGGGACGUGGUUCUUGUCCGGCGGUUGCGGUCGGCGGCCAGCGGAACGUGGUUCUUGUUCGCCGAGUCCGAGUGUUGACCAGCAGCUUCUCCAUACGUCGUCGACCGCACCACUUUUCCUCGUAGAAUCACCAGCGCCGGUUCCUGACGGUGGCGCCGAACUUCCGCGGCCUCCCGCCGCUCUGGUGAACUCCUCCAACGGCGAUUUUUAGCAGCGCGAUCCGAUCAGAAAAG
Molecule: messenger RNA, 2641 nt
Organism: Culex pipiens pallens (northern house mosquito)
Lineage: Eukaryota; Metazoa; Arthropoda; Insecta; Diptera; Culicidae
Exons: 3
Coding region: 57-689 (210 amino acids)
Source: RefSeq, a predicted model, not a curated record